AUGGCUUUGGAUACCUGGUCCCCGGCACCUUCGGCUUGGCGGUGCGCUUCGAUCUGGCCAACUUUAGUUUGUCGACUGUGCAGACCCUGGACCUAAGCGGACUUGGUGACUUUAUGGGGGCACACCUGGACGUGUUUGCUUCGCGGAUCUACUUCGUCACGAUCUAUGGCCGAGUCGUGAUGGCGUACCUUCCGGAUUUUUCCUUUGGCGAGGAAGUCCCCUACAGCCAGUUGGCCACCGAAUACACUUUGGAGUACCAUCCCUCUGUCAUCGCCAGCUGGGGGAGGUUUUCUUUUGUGUGGGACCUCAGCACGACGAUGAUGGUGCUUGAGUGCAAGUACGUUGAGGUGCUUGCCCCGCCGAAGACGUUGUUGCAGUUCGUCAUGCUCGACUAUAACAAUGCCAGCUGGACGGACGUAACAUGGACGAUUACGAAGAUUGAUGGAGAGUCGGUUGUGAGGAUGAUGAUGAUUCCCAUGAAUGCCUCCGGAGGCAGUUGGGGAGAUGCAAGCUACCUCAUUGAGCGGGAGAACGGUGCCGUAGUGAGCAACGGAACGCUUGGUCCUCCUGGCGCAGACAGCCGAAGAGAGUUUCAGGAAGGUCAUCGAGAACUGCAUGAGUUCCAUGCCAUCGCCGGUGAAACGCUGUAUCUGACAGUCGCGAGAGGCAGCAGUACCGAGGGACUUGGAUGGGCUGUCACUGAUGAGUUCUACGGAGCCCUGGCGGCUGCAGACCUGGAAGCUGGCGAAGACGAGAAGUAUCCCUCGAGGUUGCCCUUUGUGGUGCCAGGAGUCCCGCUUCAAGUUGGCUUUGGCCACUCGCAGCAAGCGAAGUUCGUGGACGUGUAUGUGGAGCCAUUCGCCGAGCUGAGCCUGUCUGUGUACAAUAGAGGCCAACGCGGAGGCGGAGUUCAGACCAGUCCAGAAAGCAUAGCCUGGGUGCUGUAUGACCACAAUAUGGAUGCUCUCCUACGGUCCGGUGCCAGCUACGAGGCAACGUUCCCGGUGCACACCAGAUUUAGCCCUCGCACUGGCAUCAUCUUCAGCGAGGCAAUCAGUACGACUACCAGCAGUUCGUCUGCUACAACCACAGCCAGCUCCACCUCGUCCUCACAGACGACGUCGUCCACGACGCGGUCUACCUCAUCAAGCUCUUCAACGACAACCACAUCACCUACAACCACAUCACCUACAUCCUCAUCAUCUACAUCCACAUCAUCUACAGCCACAUCAUCUACAACCACAUCGACAAGCUCUCGUAGCACUACGGCAACAUCCACGACCACACUUUCGACAACAGUGACCAACACUACAAGCACCGCUACAACAGCAACAACCUCGAGCACUUGGACGACAUCCACGACGACUACGUCCACGACGAGCUCAUCCACAACACUGUCAUCCACGACGACGACAACGAGCACGUCGUCGUCAACAACAGUGACGAGGACCAGCACCACGACUUCAUCAACUUUGCAGAACAAUCUCGCGCUGCCUGCAGCGGUACGUGAGGACUCGCCGGAGGGCGCUGUGGUUGUCGCCACCUUGGAGUCUGUGCUGCUCGCGACGAAGUCCUCCGAGGGGGCAGUCUCCACGUCAACGCCGACAGGGAACGUGACAGUUGUGAAGCUGAGUGGUUCUGCUGCAAGCAGUUCCAACAGCACAUCGACCACGAACAAUCGUGUGGUCUUGCAGAUCAACAAUGGCGGAGCCGCUGAUCCCCAGAAUGAGGCAACUGUGGAGGUUUCCGUGCCCUUGGCAGUGGUUGAAGACCUGGCGCAGGGACAGAAUGUUCUCUUGACGGUUAUGACAAUUGCCCAGGAGGUGUCCAACACACUGCCAAUUUCGAACACCGACAGUCAAUCAGUCGAGCUCACAUCGAGUGUCAUGGAGCUUUCCCUGGUGUUGGAAGCAGCGGGUGCAGUCACGGUGGCCAACGUGUCGGAUCUCGUUGAACCCAUUGCCUUUCGGCUCGGCGGGAGCAGCGCAGUCCCCGGAGACAUGUGCGCUUACUUCGACCCGGUGGCCCAAUCCUGGUCGACGCGGGGCAUGGACAUCGUAGACCAAGAAACGUUCGUGUCGUUGGGGUUGGGGCUGGCCCAUGAGAUGAAUGGCACCUGGUGCCUGACUACGCACACUUCCCUCUUUGCUGUCGUCCAAGUCAUCCCCUUUGCCUCCAUGUGGGACCCGGAGGCAGGAACGCUGAACGCUGAAGGCUAUCUCCUGGCUGGCGGGAUUGUGGGGCUCGUCGUGUGUCUGAUGCUUUGUUUUGCCUGUGGCCUCUUGAGCCGCCGCCUGCGGCCUGCGGCGGCGGGGAAGACUGAGAUCCAGGACACGAAGGGUCACCUUCACGUUGUCACCUUCUCGCGAUCUCGGGUCAUGGCCGAGACAAAGACGGUGGUCUCCGAAGACGAGGACGAACACGAGGAGACCAUGGAUGCCAAACAGAAGGUGUACAUUCGAUGGGACGUCGACCCUGGGCGCUUCAUGAGGAGGCUGAAUCAGCUCAAGGGCCAUCGUUGGGUGUCCAUGGACUUGGGUGCAAGGAGGGAGACGGGCGUCAAAGGCUCCGUGACCAAGGAGGCAUCCCAGUCCUACGCCAAGCGCUCCUUCCGGAACAUGCUUCAAGGGGUUGAGGAAGAGGAGACACCCACGCACCAGGAAGGGAACCAGGCUGGGAGUCCAGUUGCUCGGCAGGGUACAGUGGCCUCGGAAGCCUUCCUCGGUGGGGUGGAGAGCAACAUGACGAACGGGACCAAUGAAGAGGCAGAACAGUGGUAG
Symbiodinium natans is the source of this 2780-nucleotide messenger RNA. NCBI's taxonomy places the organism in Eukaryota, Dinophyceae, Suessiales, Symbiodiniaceae. The record is from the annotation of a GenBank genome assembly.